Messenger RNA from Helianthus annuus (common sunflower), 2873 nucleotides. RefSeq lists its product as uncharacterized. Lineage: Eukaryota; Viridiplantae; Streptophyta; Magnoliopsida; Asterales; Asteraceae. The record is from RefSeq and is a predicted model, not a curated record. The transcript is spliced from 10 exons. Bases 1669 to 2715 code for a protein of 348 amino acids.
AGCAUUUCCCAUGUAUAAAAUGGUAAAUUCACAUCAUUUUUUUAAGAUGGCAUAUGAAAAGUUAAGUUAAAAUGCAUAAUCUUUUACCAUUUUGUUCCAUCUCUACCCUUAGUAGGUUAUCAGAUGGCUAAAAUAAAUAAAUAAAUAAUAAAUUCCCUCACCAUCGUAUGAGAGCAUUGAAUCGCAUCCCUUCACCUCCACGUCCGGUUAAAUCUUUCAAUUCAACCCUAACCCUUCGAUUUGCCAGCCGUUCCAACUGAAUCUGAUUUAACCCGUUGUCAAUGAAAUGAAAGUCAGAUGCAAGCAAGGGUGUCCGAUUAGGGUUCCUUAGUGACGAAUAAGGUGACACAUUCUUGUUCGGUUCUUGUCCUCCGUGACGUUACUGCUCGAAUCUGGGAGGCGUUCUGGCCAGGAGAAGACAAAUAUGUUGUUUUAUUAUCUAGAUAGCAGCUCUUCUUUGGUGCUGCAGUUCAAGGUGGUAUUUUCAGCGGAGAAGGUGGUGAUGAAACCGAAGAUAUCCUUCUUUUGGAUGUGGCCCCUGGGUAUCGAAACUGCCGGAGGAGUGAUGACCAAGUUGAUCCCCAGGAACACCGUUAUCCCAACCAAGAAAUCUCAGGUGUUCACCACAUACCAAGAUCAACAGACCGUUGUGUCGAUUCAGCUCUUUGACGGUGAAAGGAGUCUUACAAAAGAUUGAAGACUGCUCGGAAAGUUUGAUCUUUCUGGCAUCGCACCAGCUCCAAGGGGAACCCCGCGGACAUUUGAAGUAGACGCUAACGGUAUCUUGAACGUGAAGGCUGAGGAUAAGGGAACUGGGAAGGCAGAAAAAUCACAAUCACGAACGAAAAGGGGCGAUUGAGUCGAGCGGAUGGUUCGUGAAGCUGAGGAAGAUAAGAAGGUGAAGGAGAAGAUCAAUGCCCGUAACGCCCUCGAGACUUACGUGUCCAACAUGAAGAACCAAAUCAGUGACAAGGAUAAAAUGGCCGACAAGCUAGAAGCCGAUGAGAAAGACAAGAUUGAAGCGGCAAUAAAGGAGGCUCUUGAGUGGCUCGAUGACAAUCAGUCGAUGGACAAAAAGGAGUAUGACGAGAAGCUAAAAGAGGUGGAAGCUGUUUGCAACCCAAUUAUCACGUCUGUUUAUCAGAGAACAUGUAUCCUCGCCUGCCUUAAAUAUCCGACAUUGAUUUUCGUUUUCCGUUUCAGUUCAAAUUAUAUGUUCUUAAGCAUCUUUAAUGUGUAUUGGUGUAACUUUUAGAAAUUGUAGUUAAUCCGGUAUUGUAUAUUCAAGAGGAGUGGGAGCUACAUGGCCUAUGAGAAGCACAUGGAAUGCAGGGAGAGAAUUACGUCCAAUUAUCAGUAUUCAAAGAAGGCGUAACUACCAACCAGCGUCGAAAAGAGGAGUUCCAGUUCAGUUUCUGGACUACAUUUUCUAUGCAGAACACAUGGAGAGAAGUGAUCAUCUUGUGGGUAGGCAAAAAUGGUUUGGUUGAUUUUUGGCCAGUGGUGCACAAGUCUUCUUCAGGUAUAAAAAACUACAGCCCAACCUUAUUUAGAUCGGAGUUUUGUUCGGAAAUUAAACAUUUGUUCGACGCCAAUGACGACGACAAGGUUUACAUGUGUGGCACUCAGAUCACAAGUUUUCCAUAUUGAUAUUUAUCUAUCUCCAGCAUGGCGAAUAUCUUUAUCGUUGCACCUGAAAGCUUGUCGAGUCUAUUUGAAGGCACACCAAGAAUACUGAAAGACGCCCAAAGGUUUAUUCAGCUUAUAAAAGUGCAAAAAUUGCAGCCAAACUCAGCUACCUUUGGCCAAGCUCUUAAAGCGGAAGCGUACUUUUACCAUCAGAGUAAUAUUACACAUUCUAUCUGCAAACAAGUUAAGUUGAUCACAAUGGCUGAUAACAAUGCCACCGUAAUUGCUUCAUCUGACAAAUUGGAUACCGCGCUUGAAGACGCGGUAAUUCCUUCCUCUUCAGCAGAUCAAGAAGCAGGCGGUGUCAUCAGGAACAGGAAACGCCGCCGCACAGACAAUGGCAGCGAGAAUGGUAAACAACUCUGCACAGAAAAUGAGGAAGACAUGAGUGGCCGAGAUAAAGUUAGUCGUGUCCGUGCUCCUCGUAUGAAUCGUGACGAAUUCUUUCAGCGCUACCCGAACAUAGCUGAGAGUGUUGGCCAUUUCUUUCCGUAUUGCCAUACUCCGAUUAGUGCAAAUGUCAUCGGAGAUUGCUUCGCCUUUGCUUCUCCAACCAAACUUGACGCCUUGGAAGGGGAGUGGAUAAAUUACUUCAAUGAGAGCUGCCAAUGUACUCGACAACGAAUGACAUUCAUGCCCAAGUACUCUGCGUUAUUUCAGCUAUCUCAGGGGGCGUACAAACAGCCAGCGACUUCUGAUAACACGAGGAAACAACGGGUAAAGACAAGGAGUGAAUUUGCUUCUAAGUAUCCGCUUGUAACCGCGGGUUUUGAUGAUUAUACGUGUCUACCACGAAAUGAUGUGAAGGACAUCAGGUUAGACUAUUUGAUGUCUACUGCUGAACACCAGCUCAGGGAGCUCGAAGCUGAACACGCGUCGUUUUACGAAACCCGGUUUAACCUUGCUAACAAACUUAUCCUGCUCAUAGAUAAACAGACCAGGUUACUUCAUGUGGGUGCAAAGGAAUACAGGAAAUACCAUAAAUCUAUAACUAAGGCUGUCAAGAGGAAUGAAUCGUCUUGCUGAGGAAAGCUUUGAGGUUUAUGAAGAGAUAAUUCGUUAUUUUAAAUGGCUUGAAUUUGAUUAAUUAAUUUACAUUGUAAACCUCUCAACUUUUUCUAUGAUUCCCGCUUUGCUUAAGUGAAUGCUGCUUGGUAUUGUAGUAUUUGGGAAUUUGGUGUUCU